This is a messenger RNA of Synchiropus splendidus (mandarinfish), 1168 nucleotides long. It is a transcript of the gene ppa1b, whose product is annotated as inorganic pyrophosphatase 1b. The transcript has 11 exons. Lineage: Eukaryota; Metazoa; Chordata; Actinopteri; Syngnathiformes; Callionymidae. Gene Ontology annotation, molecular function: inorganic diphosphate phosphatase activity; magnesium ion binding. Gene Ontology annotation, cellular component: cytoplasm. The coding region runs from base 73 to 948 and encodes 291 amino acids. Gene Ontology annotation, biological process: phosphate-containing compound metabolic process. The record is from RefSeq and is a predicted model, not a curated record.
CUCGCCUCUCUCCCACCUCUCUUUCCGCCGCCAUCCUUCAUUGAAGAGCGAAACACAAGCUUGAACUUCAACAUGAGCUUCACAGUGGAAGAGAGGGGGAUCCCGAACUCUCCGAGCUACCGGAUCUUCUUCAAGAAUGCGGAGGGCAAGUAUAUCUCACCGUUCCACGACAUCCCGAUGUACGCCGAUGAGAGUAAAAACAUCUUUCACAUGGUUGUUGAAGUACCAAGAUGGACAAAUGCAAAGAUGGAGAUCGCCACCAAAGACCCCCUGAACCCAAUCAAACAGGACAUGAAGAAGGGCAAGCUGCGAUACGUUGCGAACGUUUUCCCUCAUAAAGGCUACAUCUGGAACUAUGGCGCCAUUCCUCAGACGUGGGAAGAUCCAGCGCACAAGGAUGAUGAUACUGGUUGCUGCGGCGACAACGACCCUAUUGAUGUCUGUGAGAUCGGCACCAAGGUGUGUUCCCGCGGCGAGGUCAUCAAGGUGAAGGUGCUUGGGGUCCUGGCCAUGAUCGACGAGGGAGAAACCGACUGGAAAGUGUUGGCCAUCAACGUGGAGGAUCCAGAAGCCAACGACUUCAACAACAUCAGCGACGUCAGGAGGCUAAAGCCCGGCUACCUGGAGGCCACAGUCGACUGGUUUAAGAGGUACAAAGUGCCGGACGGGAAACCGGAGAACAGGUUUGCCUUCGAUGAAGAGUUUAAGGACAAGGAAUUUGCCCUGGACGUGAUCAAGAGCACCCACAACUUCUGGAAAGCAUUGGUUUGCCAAAAAUCCAGCGCUGGUGAACUCAAUUGCAAAAACACCUGCGUGUCCACCGCUGACAGCCCAUUUUGCUGCUCCCCAGACGAGGCUCAAGCGGCCGUCGGUGAAUUGUGUCCAUGUGGAAAGGCGGAGUCAAUUCCCUCCUCAGUGGAUCAAUGGUUCUACUGUGAGCGUAAAUGAUGCUCACACCUGGUGUGGAGGCCUGACUCUCGUCUCUCAAGCAUGAAGAGGUGUGACCUUCCAACAGCUGGAUGAGAAGACCAGAACGGAACAGAGGCUAAAUUGACAUUUAAAAAAUCUCCAUAGAGAUGCGCUUUCACAGCAGCAUUCCGGUUCACUGUCUUCAAGAUGUAUCUUACUCGUAUGUUCUCCCACCUCCUUAAAUAAAAAGACUUUUUGU